AUGUCGACGGAAUCCACACAGUCGCAGGCAUGCUGCAACACACCCGCUGUAGUCAGCGAGGGAUACCAACCAAAGGGCGAUUACAUUGAGGCAGAUGGACUGAAGACUUACCAAACCGGCCCCAAGGACGCAAAGCAAGGAAUCCUAGUUGUCUACGACAUCUUCGGAUUCUUCAACCAAACACUCCAAGGUGCUGAUAUCUUGGCUUACACCGACAGCCAGAAGUACCAGGUCUUUAUGCCCGACUUCUUCGACGGCAAGCCAGCCGACAUCUCCUGGAUGCCCCCGGACACCAAGGAGAAGGAGCAGAAGAUGGGCGAGUUCUUCCAGUCGCAGGCUGCGCCACCCAAGACUUUGCCGCGCAUUCCGAAGAUUGUUGAUGAGCUCACCCAGAAGUACGGAAUUGAGAAGUGGGCUAUCAUUGGCUUCUGCUGGGGCGGAAAGAUUGUCAACUUGUCUUCCAUGGAAGGCACAAAGUUCAAGGUCGCAGCAGCAUGCCACCCCGCCAUGGUUGCCGGCGACGACGCCCCCGGCAUCAAAAUCCCCUACAUCAUGCUUCCAUCAGGCGACGAGUCGAAGGAUGACGUCAAGAAGUGGCAGGAGGGUAUCAAGGUUCCUCACGUGGUUGAGUGGUUCCCAGACCAGAUCCACGGGUGGAUGGCGGCGCGCAGUGACCUUUCGCAGGAGAAGGUCAGGAAGGAGUAUGAGCGCGGAUACAAGAUGGUGUUGGACUUCUUCCACAAGCACAUGGGUUCUGAGGCGAAGCUCUAG
Messenger RNA from Alternaria incomplexa, 771 nucleotides. RefSeq lists its product as uncharacterized. Bases 1 to 771 code for a protein of 256 amino acids. The record is from RefSeq and is a predicted model, not a curated record. The transcript has 4 exons. NCBI's taxonomy places the organism in Eukaryota, Fungi, Ascomycota, Dothideomycetes, Pleosporales, Pleosporaceae. Gene Ontology annotation, molecular function: hydrolase activity.